UUUUCUCCAUCUUUUCUUUUUCGUUGUUCAGUCAACCCGCGUGCUUGUUCUCCUCGUGAGCUAAGGCCGGAUUAAUUGUAUCGGCGACUUGCACUUUUUUAUAAAACCAUCCAAUAAUUAUUUAUAAAUAAAAUAAAUCUAAAGAUGUCGACCAAGGCUGAGCUCGCUUGCGUUUACUCCGCAUUAAUCCUUGCUGAUGAUGAUGUCGCCGUUACUGGUGAAAAAAUUCAAACAAUUUUGAAAGCCGCCAACGUUGAUGUUGAGCCUUACUGGCCAGGUCUUUUUGCCAAAGCCCUUGAAGGUAUUAACAUCAAGGACCUCAUCACCAACAUUGGAUCUGGUGUUGGAGCUGCACCAGCUGGUGUUCCAGCAGCCGCUGCUGCCACAGCUGAUGCUGCACCUGCGGCUAAGGAAGCCGAGAAAAAGAAGGACGAACCUGAAGAAGAGUCUGAUGAUGACAUGGGAUUCGGUCUCUUUGACUAAUUUCAAUUACCGAGGUUACAAUUAAUUGUCAUUACUUGUGUAUAUUGAAAUUAAAUCAUUAAAAAAUAAAACAAAAAUCAUUUUGUAAAGAAAA
Messenger RNA from Microplitis demolitor, 577 nucleotides. It is a transcript of the gene RpLP1, whose product is annotated as 60S acidic ribosomal protein P1. Gene Ontology annotation, cellular component: ribosome; cytosolic large ribosomal subunit. The coding region runs from base 145 to 483 and encodes 112 amino acids. The transcript is spliced from 4 exons. The record is from RefSeq and is a predicted model, not a curated record. Gene Ontology annotation, molecular function: protein kinase activator activity; structural constituent of ribosome; ribonucleoprotein complex binding. Gene Ontology annotation, biological process: cytoplasmic translation; translational elongation. NCBI's taxonomy places the organism in Eukaryota, Metazoa, Arthropoda, Insecta, Hymenoptera, Braconidae.